This is a messenger RNA of Aspergillus brunneoviolaceus CBS 621.78, 717 nucleotides long. Its product is annotated as GNAT family N-acetyltransferase. Gene Ontology annotation, molecular function: acyltransferase activity, transferring groups other than amino-acyl groups. The transcript has 3 exons. The record is from RefSeq and is a predicted model, not a curated record. Lineage: Eukaryota; Fungi; Ascomycota; Eurotiomycetes; Eurotiales; Aspergillaceae. The coding region runs from base 1 to 717 and encodes 238 amino acids.
AUGGCUAUUGAAGUUGUCCCCCUCACAGAGGCCGACAUCCCCGACGCCAUCGAGAUCAUCCAAUCGGCCUUCGCAGAGGAUCCAUAUUUCAAGUGGGUGUUCGAUGCUGCCAAUUUCAAUAAAGAACGAAAUCAUGACUCUCUCGCUGUCCGAUGCCGUUGGGGCAUCAACAACGCCAUCUUUCAAGUCGCCAAGGAGACACCGGAUGACGAUACGGGCGAUGCGACCGGCGACCGAACGGCCACCUCGCGCGUCGUGGGUGUCUCCUGCUGGCUCCCGCCCCAUUCACCCUCCGAGCCCGAGAGCUGGUAUACCUGGUCGCAAGGGUGGUUGCUCACUGCUCGCCAGGCAUUGAACAACCUGCGCCAUUGGGGCCGCGGGGGCCUGCGCACGAAUCGCUAUUGGAUCUGGAAGGCCCGUCAGCAUGAGGCCCAGAGCCAGAUCUGGGAUGACCCCAAGGGGUAUUAUUUCUGUAAUAUCGUGGCCGUCCGACCGGGCACGCAGGGGAAAGGUAUUGGUCGGAAGCUCUUCGAGGCCGUGACGGAUAAGGCGGACCAGGAGGGGGUCAAAUGCUACCUGGAGAGCUCGCGGAAUGAGCCCAACGUUCGGAUUUACGAGAAGAUGGGGUUUGAGAUGAAGAAGGAGAUGGAGUGUAGGGAUGGGGAGGAUGUGUGCAUGCUCUAUUGUAUGGUGCGCAAGCCGAGGUCGAAGUAUUAG